Molecule: messenger RNA, 2568 nt
Organism: Branchiostoma belcheri (Belcher's lancelet)
Lineage: Eukaryota; Metazoa; Chordata; Leptocardii; Amphioxiformes; Branchiostomatidae
Exons: 5
Coding region: 1-2568 (855 amino acids)
Cellular component (GO): endomembrane system
Molecular function (GO): signaling receptor binding
Source: RefSeq, a predicted model, not a curated record
AUGCGGACCCUACUAUGCGAACUGAGCGAGCGGAAGCGGGUCACAAAGCGAGAGCUGCUUAGCCUGCUGGGGAAACUCAACUGGGCGGCUCGAGUUGUCCGUGGCGGACGGACUUUCAUGCGGCGACUUAUUGACCUCUCCAAGACACUGCGACGCCCCCACCACUUCACCAGACUUUCUGGAGAGGCUAAGGCGGACUUGGACUGGUGGACGAAGUUCAUGUCCAGGUUCAACGGGACAGCGGUCUUCCUGGACAGAAACCCAGUUCCUCCUACAAUAUUUAGUACGGAUGCUGAACAGCCCGACACGGCCCCUAUCCUCCAGUCUGUGCUGGCCGGCAAGACCCCUCGUGACUGGAUCUACACGGCUCCACGCGCUAGCUUGGGCGUGCCGACGGCGAGACCUCUUGUAACUGUACGGGAAAGGUAUCGACACGGCCCCGCGCGCCUGCUUGGGCGUGCCGACGGUAUGACCUCCCGUGACGGCACGGAACCCAACAUGCCAGAAGCUGCCUGUAGCUAUGAACCAUCACGUCGCAUCAGGUUUUUUGACAAGGGCCUAACCAGCAUCCCUCAUCAGGACAUCCCAACAUCCAUUUCUGAAUUGAAUUUGAAUGCUAAUCUUAUUACAACUGUUGAAGCUGGUACAUUUGCAGAUCUACCCAGCCUAUGCAACUUGGAACUGGGCAGAAACCAGAUAACAAAGAUUCAGCCUGGUUCAUUUGUAAACCUACCAAAGCUACAACAUUUGGGUCUUGUUUACAACCAGAUAACAAUGAUACAUUCCGGUUCAUUUGAAAAUCUACCCCAGCUACAAAAGUUAUAUCUAAACAUAAACAAUAUAAAAAAGAUUGAGCUUGGUGCAUUUGUAAACCUACCCCGACUACAACAUUUGAAUCUAUACAACAACCAGAUAACAAAAAUUCAGGCUGGUUUAUUUUCAAAUCUACCAAAGCUAAAAAGUCUAGAUCUGGGACACAAUCAGAUAAUAACGAUACAGCCUGGUUCAUUUGCAAACCUACCACGUCUACAACUUCUGAACCUAAACGAUAACAAGAUGAUAGAGGUUCGGUCUGGUACGGUUGCAAACCUACCUGGAUUAAAACGUUUAUAUCUGGACAUCAACCAGAUAACAGUAAUUCACGCUGGUACAUUUGCAAAUCUUCCCCAGCUACAAGAGUUGGGUUUGGUCGGCAACCAGAUAACUAUCAUCCAUUCUGGUGCAUUUAAAAAUCUGCCCCUACUCCAACUUCUCUGCCUUCAAAACAAUAAGAUGUCUGCCAUUCCCCUGGCAGCUUUUGGUGUCGUCCCAUCUAAUAUUACAAUAAAACUAGAUGGGAACCCCUGGCAUUGUGACUGCAGGAUGGCUCCCAUCAGGCUAAAUCCUGCAUUCAAAGACAGGAUAAUAUGUGCUCAACCCGCCAAAGUUCAGGGACAGAAGCUUACAGAUGUCAAUCCAGAAGAAUUGAUUUAUCACUCUCACUGUCACUAUCACUGGUUCUUUAAACGCGCUGCUAGCUCAACAGCACGUCAUGAAGAAAACACACAAACAGCAAGAGCAACACUACCUUCACUCCUUUUAACUUCAGACAAACCAGAAUCUGCUCCCAGUUCACCCCUACCUGUUCUCAUUGGCUCUUUCUGUGCUUCAGUUGUUGGCAUUGUCCUGAUUGGCAUAGCCGUACUUACAGUGUGGUACAAGAUGAAGACCAGUCAUCCUACUUUAGAGAAUCCCAAUGUUGUUGGUAACAACACAAACACAGCAGCUACUGUAAUGGCCAGUGGUGAUGAUCAGACAGGGAAGGGUCAGUCCCAGGCCAUCACUGAAUCCAACACAAACACCACAGAUGCUGCGAUGGCCAGUGGUCAUGAUCAGACAGGGCAGGGUCAGUCUCAGGCCAUCAUUGAAUCUAACACAAACACCACAGCUACUGUAAUGUCCAGUGGUGAUGAUCAGGCAGGGCAGGGCCAGUCUCGGGCCAUCAUUGAAUCUAGCACAAACACCACAGAUACUGUAAUGGCCAGUGGUCAUGAUCAGGCAGGGCAGGGUCAGUUUCAGGCCAUCACUGAAUCCAACACAAACACCACAGAUGCUGCGAUGGCCAGUGGUCAUGAUCAGGCAGGACAGGGUCAGUCUCAGGCCAUCAUUGAAUCUAACACAAACACAACAGCUACUGUAAUGGCCAGUGGUGAUGAUCAGGCAGGACAGGGUCAGUCUCGGGCCAUCAUUGAAUCUAACACAAACACCACAGCUACUGUAAUGUCCAGUGGUCACGAUCAGACAGGACAGGGUCAGUCUCAGGCCAUCAUUGAAUCUAACAUAAACACCACAGAUGCUGCGAUGGCCAGUGGUCAUGAUCAGGCAGGACAGGGUCAGUCUCAGGCCAUCAUUGAAUCUAACACAGACACCACAGCUACUGUAAUGUCCAGUGGUCACGAUCAGACAGGACAGGGUCAGUCUCAGGCCACCACUGAAGGGCAGAGCCAAUGUCGAGCCAAUCUAAAUUAUGGCACCGGGCCGACAGCGUCAGAGGUAAAUUCUCUGUACGAUAAUGUGGAAACACCAUAA